Molecule: messenger RNA, 1554 nt
Organism: Adineta steineri
Lineage: Eukaryota; Metazoa; Rotifera; Eurotatoria; Adinetida; Adinetidae
Source: the annotation of a GenBank genome assembly
AUGAUGGAUUUUGAAUAUCAACCAUAUGGUGGCGGUGCAGCUCAAGCAACAACGAAUCAACCAGAUCAUUACUUCGGAGGAUCGUAUGGUGGAGGCGUUCAAAGCAUUAGUCGACGUGAAAUUAUCGAACAUUUCGCAGAAUUUCGUCGAGCUAUUCAUGAAGGACCUGUAACACUUGUUCAACAUUAUUAUAAUUCAAAUUAUGAAACAAUGAUACAAAACUAUAAUACAGAAUGGCCAUCAGCUGAAGCAUUAAAAGAACAUGUCGGAGAUGAUGCAUUAUUUCUUACUUUAUACAAGGAAAUGUAUUUUCGACAUAUCUAUGCAUCAAAACCCGGUGGUGUUUCGUUAGAAGAACGACAAGAAUCCUAUAUGAAUUAUAUUGAUCUGUUUAAUUUAGUUUUAGCAAAAGAUCAACCAUUAAAAAUUGAAUUACCAGAUCAAUGGUUAUGGGAUAUCAUCGAAGAAUUUAUCUAUCAAUUUCAAUCAUUUUGCAAUUUUCGUACAAAAUUAGCUAAACGAACGGAUGAUGAUAUUGAACAUUUAAAACGAAAUAUUAAAAUCUGGAAUGUUCAUGCUGUACUUAAUGUUAUGCAUAGUCUUGUUGAUAAAUCACGAAUUGUUGAACAAUUAGAAGCCGCAAAAAAAAGGAGUUUAAUUGGUUUAUUAAAAUUACAUACAUUAACAAGUGAUUAUUAUAUGGCAUUAAAAACAAUUGAAUGUAUUGAUUUAGAUGUUACAAAACAAAAUGAUGUUUGUCAAGUAUUUCAUUGUAUUGUAGCAACAAAUUAUCAUGCAGGUUUUUGUUAUUCAAUGAUGAGAAAUUAUGACGAUGCUAUUCGAGUAUUUGUUGAUACAUUACUUUAUAUUCAACGUAGUAAACCAAUUAUGGUUGCUCAAACAUUUCAAAAUGAUGCAGUUAAUAAAACAGCUGAUCAAAUGAUGACAUUAUUAGCUAUUUGUUUAACAUUAAAUCCAAUGCGAAUUGAUGAAACAAUCUAUUUACAUCUUAAAGAAAAAUUUCUUGAUAAAUUACCUAAACCAUUACUUUGGGUUGGUCCCGAUGGAAAAUUACCAUUUCGAGAUAGCUUUGCAUAUGCUUGCCCGAAAUUUAUUAGUCCUGCACCGACAAUAUUCGAACAACGUAAUGAUUCACAAUGGGCUGAACCGUUCAAUAGACAAAUCGAAGUAUUUACCGAAGAACUUCAAGAACAAGCAUACAUUCCUGAUGUUCGAAGUUAUUUAAAAUUAUAUACAACAAUGAAUAUCGAAAAAUUAGCAUCAUUUAUGGAAAAAACACCACAAGAAGUAAAACCAUUAUUAUUAACAUUCAAACAUAAAUUAAGUGGUAAUGAUGCCGCAGAAAAAACUGAAGAAGAUUUUCAAUCAUCAGCUGAUAUCGAUUUCUACGUUGACAAAGAUAUUAUCUAUAUUGCUGAUACAAAAAUAACUCGACGUUAUAGUGAUUAUCUUGUUAAACAAAUUCUUAAAUAUCAAGAAUUAACACGAACUAUCAGUGAAGGUUUGACUCCACGUCAUGCUGGUAACAAAUGA